AUGGAGAGUACGCUUUUUAGCUGCAUAGUGCCGGUUCGCAAUGGGAUGCCGUUUCUCGAUGUGUGCCUCGAAUCGCUUCUCUCGCAGGAUUUUCCAUCGACUUCGUAUGAAGUGAGCCUAUACGAUGACGGAAGCACUGAUGACACGCCAGAAAGGAUUUGUUUUUGGGAGAAACGCUUCAAUGAGAAGAAGAUUCGCUUUGUCUCGGUUAGCGGCGCAAAAUCAGGAGGUGUUGGAUUCGCAAAGAACGCAGCCGUUCGACAAUCAUCCGGACGAUUUCUUUGCUUUUGCGAUGCGGACGAUGUUUCAAAUCGACAAAGACUGCAACGAUUGCACGAGAAAAUAGAGAAGAAUGAUAAUAAGACAGCCGACCGACUAUUCCUGGGAUCAUGCUUUACGAGAAUACCUGCCGAUUCUACAAGUCGUUUUGCUCGAUGGGCAAAUUCUCUCAAAAACGAGGAUCUAUCAGUGCAGAUUUACACAUCUCAUGGCUCAACGUUGAUAGCUCCGACGUGGUGUGUUUCUCGAGCGAUUUUCGAUAGAAUUGGUGGCUUCAAUGACGAACACGCGAAAGGAUUUCCCGAGGAUUUGGAUUUCUUUUAUCGAGCUUUGGAUUUCGGAGUGAAACUUGUAAAGAUUGAUGAGCCUCUCGUUGAAUAUCGAUAUCAUCCAGAUUGUGCAACUUUUGGCGUCUUCGAAGAAACAAUUUGGAAUUUACGGAUUCAACGACUUCAAACACGAUUCCUUGACAAUUUGGCCAACUUCUCAAUUUGGAGUGUAGGAAAACAAGGGAAACGAUUUUUCAAAUCAUUGUCAACAAAAAACAAAAGCAAAGUAGCCGCCUUUUACGAUGUCGACGAGAGAAAAGUUCAACACGGCAAAUACGAGGAAUACGAUGAGAUCAAUCGGAGAGUGGUAGCAACGAUUCCGGUGAUGCAUAUCAAAGAAGCCACCCCUCCGAUCAUCAUUUGUGUGAAAUUGGACUUAACGGGCGGCGAUUUGGAGAAUUUUAUCGCUGAAAAGCAUUGGAUUGAAGGAGUUGACUAUGUGCAUUUUAGU
Messenger RNA from Mesorhabditis belari, 1059 nucleotides. The record is from the annotation of a GenBank genome assembly. NCBI's taxonomy places the organism in Eukaryota, Metazoa, Nematoda, Chromadorea, Rhabditida, Rhabditidae.